AUGCCAAAUACAAAGCCAACCACGCCGCUCCAUCCGGAUGCUAAUCAGGAGAUAGAGGCACCAAAAGAAAUACCAAAGGAGCUUACAUCAGCGUUGGAUCUAGAAGAUGAUGACGAAGAUAAUCUCAGUUUGGAUUUGGUAAAUACUCAAAGUCAUAAUAAUGAUUAUUUAAUGGAUAGUGAUGAUUCAGAUGGACAGGAUGGAGCAGUAAACGAAAGUGAAGUACAGAAGGAUGACAGCUUAAUUGAUGCAGUAGCACCAAUAGGUGAACCAAUUUCUCCAAGAGCAUCACGUACCAAUACAGGCAAUGACUCUGUGUCGACAAAUUUCUUUGACAUGGAUUUUGAAAGUAGGAGGACACCAUUGAAUCCUUUCGGACAAAACACAAAAAUGUCUUCUUCCGAGCCAAUUCGAAUUCUGAGAAAAUCAUCUGGUGAAAACAAAAUCAGAAAGCUCUCGAUGUCACAGCAAAGUCGACUUAUCAGUUACAUUGAUGAGCGCUUAAUGGCAAUUCAGAGAAAAUUCAUUAAAUAUCUAUCUGCCAGAGAGGAUCCAGAAACUAAAACUGAAGAUAAAUCAGUGCAAUAUGGAUUAUCAGAGUUGAUGCAUUCACUAGAUAGCGUUAUUAAUAUUAUUUGGUAUUCCAUGUUUAAAAUGAGGUUUGUUCCUUUUGUUUAUCACGAUGAUGUUCUAACAGAAGAUGAACGAGAAAAGUUAGGACUGUCGAAUUCAAAGCAGAUCGAACUCGAGGAAAUAACUUCCGACUUCCUUUUCGGUCAGACAAGUUAUCUCAUCAGAAUCAUGGGUGAUCUUGUUGAUUAUACAUCGAAAUUUCAUUUUCAAAGUUUUCAGGAAGUUCAUAAUCUUAUUUACAUUCUUGCUGAGCUUGAUAAUAUCAUUUGUAUUCUUAUCGAUGAAUAUGAAGACAGUGAUGAUGGUGAUCUUUUGUUACAGAAAAAGGAUUAUCGGGAUGAAAAGAAUUCUCCGGUAUCUUCUCCAGAACGAUCUUUUAUUAGCAACACUGAAAAAAUCAGAAUUGAUUCCAUUAUUAGUCGUACUAAGCUUCUUGUUAUCACGAAGUUCGAUGAAUUCAAGAAAAUUGUAUUGGAACAGUUGAAUGACAAUGAUGAUGAUAACGCAACACACAUCCGAAAAAGAAAAAGGGAUGAUCAAAUACGUAUUCAGAUCCAAAAGUUUGAAAUAUUGAUAGGUGAGAUUUACGAAGGUAUCCUUGAUCGCACAUCCGUUUGA
Messenger RNA from Brettanomyces bruxellensis, 1251 nucleotides. RefSeq lists its product as uncharacterized. The record is from RefSeq and is a predicted model, not a curated record. The transcript has a single exon. The coding region runs from base 1 to 1251 and encodes 416 amino acids. Gene Ontology annotation, cellular component: transcription factor TFIIH holo complex. Lineage: Eukaryota; Fungi; Ascomycota; Pichiomycetes; Pichiales; Pichiaceae.